This is a messenger RNA of Musca domestica (house fly), 4236 nucleotides long. RefSeq names its product AF4/FMR2 family member lilli-like. Lineage: Eukaryota; Metazoa; Arthropoda; Insecta; Diptera; Muscidae. The record is from RefSeq and is a predicted model, not a curated record. The transcript is spliced from 4 exons. Bases 2101 to 4188 code for a protein of 695 amino acids. Gene Ontology annotation, biological process: regulation of transcription by RNA polymerase II. Gene Ontology annotation, cellular component: nucleus. Gene Ontology annotation, molecular function: transcription cis-regulatory region binding.
AUUUUGUGUGGAACUUCAAAUUCAGUCUACUCUUGGAUAUUAUGUGAAGCGUUUCAGGCAUACGCGUGUCAUCGGUUUUUUUGCCUUUCACAUGACAAGUUUUCGAAUAAUUUCCGGACGGGUUUUACGAUUUAUUGCUGGUGCGCCAUUUUAGAUACAAACAGAGAAAAUAUUUCGAUAAAACAAGAAUUCUACAGCAUAGUUUUUGAGAAAAAAAGCAGCAGAAAAGAAGAAAAAAAACGAAAAAAUUGCUAGAAAAUAAAACAACGGUCAAAUUGAAAUGCUUUGGGUCUAUGUUGGCUCUUUGUAAAGUGAUUUUCGUUCGAUUCGUUGGUGGAGAACCCCUCCAACUGAAUAGUGGGGCCACCAUACAGGGUUCUGUGAAGUGGAGAAAAGGCCAAAAGUGAAUGAAUUUUCGUGUGUGAAGACAACGACGAUGAUGAUAAUGAUGAAGAUAGGUUCUUGAUGAUGAUACAUUGAAGGAAUUUUAAAAUCGGGCCCCAAAGUUGCUAUCAAACCACAAAGAAUAGACAACAACAGCCUAGUGUGUGCAUACAAGUUACUUGCUUAGCUAAGAUAUUCUCAGUCAUGACUCCGAAUUCUUUACAAACCCGAUUCCCAAACUGUCCGUCCAAGAAACGGUUUUGAAGAUUUUUCUUCUUGUUGUUGCCCCUGUGUGUGUGUUUGCUGCAUUUAAAUCCAGUUUUGAUUGUUGUUAAUGAAUAAAUUUGUGGCUAAAGUGCAGCAGUUUGUCUAUGUCACCCAACUAACCAACAAGCCAACCAACCAUUGGACUGGACUGCCUGCCUGGCCAUUCGGGGACAGUGUAAAAACACUUUGUUGGUGGUCGUCGGUCAUUCGGUCGAUUGGAAAAUUAUUCAUUGUUUUGUUUGAUUGUCAUUCAUUUGUUGUUGGUAACCCCAUGGAUCUCUCUAACAACCAAACAACCAACCAACCCAUUUAUAAUCAGAAAAUAAUCAAAGUUCAUAAAUUUCCCCAAAAAUAAAGAAAAUUUCCAAAAAAAAAAAAGAAACAAAACAAAAACAAAAGAAUUACAAGCGAAUAAUCGUUACAUUGUUGGAAUAUUAAGUGGAGAAAAUUUAAAACAGCCGAUAAAAAAUGUGGAUAAUAAAUAAAAAUAUUAUUAAUAAUUGUGCGAUAAAAAUCUUCAGAUCGAAAACUAAACGAAACUUAAACUAACGGGAUUUUUUCUUGGAUAAAUUGAAACCAAAACAAAAAACGAAAAUAAAUAACUACAAACUGUAAAUUAUUUGAAAAAUUUACAAAUUAAAAUUAAUUACCAUACAAAAUAUUUAUCUAUACAUAAAAAUAAAAAAAAUAAUAAUAAUAUUCAAAAAAAUAUAUAUAUUAGUGCAACUAAAUAUUUUAUUGGCCACAACAAAAAAAUAUAUAUGUAAUCUAAAAAAAAGUGCAAUUUUUAUAAUUCAACUCAAUAUAUGCUUAUAUGGAAAAUAUAUAAUAUACAUAAAAUAAAAAAAUACCCAUCAACUUCACAAAAAAUAUAUAAAUUUAAAGUGAAUUAAAUUUAAAAAAUAAAUAAAUAAAUGGAACAAAAGUAUUAAAAAUAUAAAAUAUUAUAUUAAAAAAUAUAUAUGAAAUAUUUAACAAUACAAGUGUAUACAUAUAUAUUGAAAUUGUCAAAGCAUCUCAAAUUUUGAAAACCUCUUAAAAACGGAUUAUUGCACAAGAAUUUUGCGAAACCCCAUCACAUCAAGAGUAUCGAUUGAACAUUGCAACAACAGCAACAACAAAAGCAUUUUCAACAUCAAGAACUGGAAAAAAGAUUAUAAAUUUCCCUUGAAUUUUUGCAGAAAAAUUUCUCACAGAGAGAAAAAAAAUACAAAAAUUUUACAUAACAAGUGGAUGGAUAUAAUAUUGGAACGUUGACAGGAAAUCCCACACUUGACAUUCAAUACCCAAUACCAAAAUAAUGUCAAGUGGUUGUUGAUUAUAAGUCUUUGUUUGGAAAGCAACAACACACCACACAACCGAAAACCGAAAAAUAUUUUAUCCUUUUUUUGUUCGAAUAACGAAAACCCUGUUGCUGUACCACACAGCAACUCCUUCAAACUGGCUAACAUGGCAAUGCAUCACAACGCCAUGUUAACGAGCGGAGCGCCAAAAUUUCAAUCGCGACCCUCAUCGCCACCCUUCAGCGGAUUUACACCGCCCACUGAUUAUCCCCACAGCCAGGAUCAGGUAGCUCCAGUACAUUUACAUCAUCAACAGCAGCAGCAACAACAACACCACCACCAGCAACAACAGCAAGCGAUGCAACAGCAGGCCAUGCAUCAACAGCAUCAAUUGCAACAACAAAUGGCUGCCAAUCAUUUUCACUCAAUGGCUGGUCGGCAUUCUGGUCGAAAUAUGAACGCCACAGCGAGCAUGAAAAAACGUUCGGCAUCCUCAUCCCGCGGUCAACAUAUGGUCAAUUCUAAUACCAUGACAAGUGGUAUGAUAUCAGCGGUGGGUGCGGGCAGUCUGGGCCAUCAUCGCGGUGAUUUGAUAUUUCCCGAUGAAUCGGACACCAUUGAAUUUUGUAUGCCACCGCAGCCGGGCUCAUCGAAUGGCAUUGGUCAUGGCAUUAGUAGUGAACUGCUGUUGACACACGGGAAGAAUGGCCUGUGUACUGGCGAGGCGUUUGCGGAACGCCGAAGGAGGGGUCACAGCCGGCGCAGCAAUCACAAAAUGGAUGUUGAACAUCAGGUCAAAUGGUCUCGCAACAAUAUAGCCGCCACAAUGGAACGUUUCGAACCAACACAACAUCAUUCGUCCUCCUCCACAUCGUCGUUGGAAUAUGGUUUUGCCGCCAGUGUUGUAACACCAUCAUCAACGCCAUCUCACCACUCGCAACAUCAAAUUUCACCCGCUCCCUCACAAACAUUUCAAGGUGCCACUGCCGCUACGUCUCAGACGGCACCCUAUAAUCAUGUCUAUUCGUACGCUUAUUACGAACCCGGUGCUAUUAAGUGUCAUACGAAUAUACCACAAAAGGAGGAACCGAUUGCCGGUGCUGCUGCCAUUAUGCCAGCUCCGCUGGCACAGGCAGCUGGUGGAGCAGCAGCGGCGGCGUCUGGUGUCAGUGCUACAGGCAUUGGCGCUGCUGCUGCUGUUGGACCCUCAAAAAGCCCUACCCGCAAUUCAAUACGUGCCCUUUUGGCGCGAAGUUUUCGUUCGAAACCCAAAAAUCCUCCCUCAACUUCAUCGUCGCCCAGUGGAGCCGAAGAACGUCACAACUACACAACACGCUAUGGCACAACGGAAAAUCUCUACGAAGAAGUCAAUGAUCAGAAAAUACGCAAAGUCCUUUCCGAUAAUCGCAUUGUCAAGUCGAAUGUCAUUGAAGAGAUACGUCGGGUACAGCACAAUCAUUUUCGGGUUUUGGAUGAGCUAAAUCUAUCGUUGGAGGCAUUGAUAAUGCCCGAAACACCACCCGAUGUCAGUCCAAAUGUUGAAGUACCCGAAGCUAGUGCGGUCAGUGCGAAUACUGCCGCCGUUUUGGCAACACCCACAGCAACAGCCCAAAAGCCGCGCCGGGGUGGCCUACUGGGUGGUGCCGCAUCCACCUCAUCGUCCACAGUGUCUUCUUCGCAGCCGCGUACCUUGUCACACGCCAGCCUAGAAAAUCUUUCCUCGACUUUUAACUCAAUCGAACUGAAAGAUCAUGCCCAUCUGUCGUGUAUAAAUCCCGAAUUCGACGAAGGCGAUCUGGACAGCGGCUUCAGUGGCAGUGGCAGCAGUAGCGGUGCCAGUUACAAUGAAAGUCUGCGUUACUACAAGUCCGGCCAUACACCCAAUCACCAUCCCCAUCACACCAUGCAUCACCAUCAGGUGCAGCUGCACCAUCAGCAUCAGACGCAAAUGCAACAACAACAGCAGCAGCAGGCCCAACAGCAACAUCCCACCACUUUACCCCACAACAUGCGUAGCUGUCGAUCGUCAACGGCAUCCGGUUCGUCGACUUCCAAAAGUAGCACUUCCGAAGAUCAGGGCAUUGCAAUGAUGACCUCAUUGGGUAGCUGUGGAACAGCUGUCACCUCGCCAGCAUCGCCCUUCCACUAUAAUCGCUGCUGUGCCGACAUUCAGAGGGCAUCGGGCCGUUCCGCUUCUGAUUCCUCAGCGACGGGUGCUAAACCAAAAAAGAACUUUUGGAAAAUAAAACCGUGAUGCUAUAAAAGGGCUUUACGUAGACUCUGUAAACGUUGGAGUAUAGUG